Cucurbitaria berberidis CBS 394.84 is the source of this 2373-nucleotide messenger RNA. RefSeq lists its product as uncharacterized. The transcript is spliced from 4 exons. The coding region runs from base 1 to 2373 and encodes 790 amino acids. The record is from RefSeq and is a predicted model, not a curated record. NCBI's taxonomy places the organism in Eukaryota, Fungi, Ascomycota, Dothideomycetes, Pleosporales, Cucurbitariaceae. Gene Ontology annotation, molecular function: DNA-binding transcription factor activity, RNA polymerase II-specific; zinc ion binding. Gene Ontology annotation, biological process: regulation of DNA-templated transcription.
AUGACGCAGAUAGGCAAGUGCGAUACAUGUCGUCAACGGAAAGUCAAGUGCGAUGAAGAAAGACCGAAAUGCGGCGCGUGUCAAAAGAGGGACCGGCCUUGUACCUACUCAUACGGCAAGGCCACCGCAUUCGUGGUGCAAGACCCAAACCAGCUGACAAAACACGGCAAAUCGAAGACUGCACCUGUCGUGUAUACGCUGGAUUCUUCGGCAGACGAGCAUGCCUCAUCAAGCUCGCCGCCGUCCGAUCUGCGAAUCACGGCUGAGAGGGAGGCGGAGAAUGGACACGGCUUCUUCCAAACCCUAGCACCAAAAUCCAAGCCAAGGAUACGGCCGUCAAAAAAGCAGGCAGCUCAUCAAAAGCGAACACUCGAGAGGUACCUCCAAAAAUUGCAAGAAGAUUCCGCACUGGUGCCCGUAGGACCUUCAUCACCUGAAACCACGCUCAUAGCUAGAUAUAUCAACAUGCUCGGCUCGGAAACUUCUGGCAAACAACCACUCUCAAUAUUGGGGACGUGGAUCCAAUCAAUACCAUCGCGCAUAGGAUCUAAUCACAUGCUCGACCUUGCAGUAGAGUUUCUUGUCAACAGUUAUACCGUGUAUUGGGAUGACACCUUCUCAAAACGAAAGGUAGCGAGAGCGUCAAAAGCAAAAGCCCUAAAGGAAUUACAGCUUGUCGUAAUGAACGCGCAGGGCGUACCAAGCUACGAGGUUCUCCUGGCUACGAAGAUGCAUUAUGCUGCAGAGGCACUUAUAGGUAUCGAUAGUAUGUACCACGCCAUUCACGCAUUUGGGCUCGCAGAACUUCUUAAGUCGGGAGCGGUUUCCAACGUCGAUGAUGAUCACUUCUGGAACCUCAUCGACAACACGUACAUUGAUGAUGUUAAUGAGGCCAUUCUCGCUGGCCGAAAAUCGGUCUACGACAAUGAGUUCUACCUGUCUUCGACAUAUCCACCAGCAUUUGACUCGGACAUCAUAUCGCUCUCUGCAUUCCAAAGGGCCUCCAUGGCGAUUAUGCACGCAUUCAUACAAUGCCCGCGUCUGGGCCGCCUCAUCCGACAUGCGAUUACAAAUCCAGACGACAAGAGUGUUCUAGCCGCGGCCGUUUCACACGCUGAGUCCCUAUGGCAGCUCGAUUUACCAAGGCAAGUAUCGGAGCUUUUGCGAAUUUCUAUCACGCGGGUAUUAGUUCCCCCCACACCAGAGAUAGCAGAUCUUCUACCCGAAUCGCUAGAGUUUGAUUCCGUGCAAAGCAUGACACUCUGCACGCGGUAUUGGAUGCUACAAAAUGUGCUGUGCGGAUUCGCCAAUACACUUCACCGCCGCUUCCCCAUAGAAACAGGUUUAUCCUUACUUCCAAGUACGAAAGUCAUACGGGAUGUCGAUGUCGACGCAGCAUUGCAGCUCGCGAAAAGUCUCCCCUGGGCUGAGUCGGUCUCUCAAAGAUUACCGCUUGUUCCCCUUCGAUUGCACACUCCCCUUCAAAUAUCCGUCGGUCCGUGGCAUAGAAUCAUUCGCGACCUUGGCAGUUUCGAAUCCAUUAGCUCUGACCUUGACAUUGAACCUGACCCUGAAAUCUCCUUCGAGGUCUCGCGAGCAAAGUGUAUGAAAGCCUGGAUCAUGGACCAUUGCAACCGAAUUCAUAAACAAUGGGAUGUCGCCUCCAUCGACGAAAAGGCCCUGCUCGAAGCUCUAGAUUCGAUGGCCGGCGAGAAAAUCCCAGACUGGCUACCGCUUCGCGUGCGCUUCGAAGCUGAAGAUGGCGAGAUGGUGAUGAAGCUCGACUAUGAGAACAAAACGGGUAGCUAUCAGGAGCAUUAUAAUAUCGGGGAAAAGCCGCCAAAGAGGAAGCCCUUUCAUCCGGCUACGAUAGAAGGACGAUGGCAUAGGGAGAGUCUAGGUGUACAAGAACUCCCGUUGCGGACUGUCACUCCUCGAAGUUCAGGUGCAUCAACAGUCAAGUCUUUCGGCACUACGCAUGGAAACGCAUUCAUGGCCCGAACCUGGGAGAAAAGGCCUGUGGACUUCCUACAUGCUACGGGCAGGAACAUAUGCUCCACGUCCGGAUGGUGGCCCAAUUCGCCGACCACGUCUACGGUUCCACUCGAUAGCACGCACAACACGCCUGCUUUCGUGCAGGCCCAACCAGAUUACAGCAACUCCGAAUCUCCGCCGCAAUUAGGAAAUGAGAAUAGUUAUCCCUACUUGGCGUCGAGGUGGUGGCCGGAAAGGCCAGAUACAUUGACAAAUUCGUCGGCGGGGACGCCUAUUGAUGCGUCUACGUCGCCUGCAUGGUCAGACACAGUGAGCGUCACUUUUGACAACGCAAAGAAGAAUGCGUGUCUCUCACCCGCUUGGUCACAUCACACAUAG